Messenger RNA from Oncorhynchus nerka (sockeye salmon), 1858 nucleotides. It is a transcript of the gene xkr6b, whose product is annotated as XK, Kell blood group complex subunit-related family, member 6b. Bases 1 to 1758 code for a protein of 585 amino acids. Gene Ontology annotation, biological process: phosphatidylserine exposure on apoptotic cell surface; apoptotic process involved in development; engulfment of apoptotic cell. NCBI's taxonomy places the organism in Eukaryota, Metazoa, Chordata, Actinopteri, Salmoniformes, Salmonidae. Gene Ontology annotation, cellular component: plasma membrane. The record is from RefSeq and is a predicted model, not a curated record. The transcript has 3 exons.
AUGGCAGCGAAAUCCGAUGGUCGGGGGGUCAUCCGGGGAUUCGCCCAGCUGCACAACCUGGACGAGGUGGUGGGGACCGGCGAGGGCGACCCGAGGGAAGGCAGCUCCUUCCACAUCUGCCACUGCUGCAACACCUCGUCCUGUUACUGGGGCUGCCGGAGCGCCUGUCUGCAUUACCUCCACGACAAGAGGAGAGGCGGGGGAGGACAAGAGGACGCGCGGACGGGGCGGCCUCAGCAGGAGGAGCGCCUCUGGCUGGACUGUCUGUGGAUCAUCCUGGCCCUGUUCGUGUUCUUCUGGGACGUGGGGACGGACCUGGCGCUGGCCAUCGACUACUACCACAAGCAUGACUACCUCUGGUCCGGACUCACCCUCUUCUUGGUGCUGGUGCCCUCGGUGCUGGUCCAGAUCCUGAGCUUCAGGUGGUUCGUGCAGGAUUACACCGGGGGUGGUCUGGGCUCUGUGGAAGGGCUGAGCAACCGGAGGGCUACGGCAGGGCUGAGUGCACAGGGAAGGGACAGGUGCUGCCUGCUCUCUGUGUGGCUGUGGCAGACCCUCAUACACAUCUUCCAGAUGGGACAAGUAUGGAGGUACAUCCGUACCAUGUACCUGGGCAUCCAGAGUCAUCGUCGGAAGGAGAACCAGAGGCGGUUCUACUGGGCCAUGAUGUAUGAGUACGCUGACGUCAACAUGCUGCGUCUGCUGGAGACCUUCCUGGAGUCAGCUCCCCAGCUGGUCCUGCAGCUCUGUAUCAUGAUCCAGAGGAACCGGGUCGAGACCCUGCAGUGUAUGUCUGUGCUGGCCUCUCUCCUGUCCCUGUCCUGGGUUCUGGCCUCCUAUCACAAGCUCUUGCGUGACUCCCGUGACGACAAGACGAGUCUGAGCUACCGUGGGGCCCUGGUACACCUGUUCUGGCGUCUCUUCACCAUCUCUUCCCGGGUCCUCUCCUUCGCCCUGUUCGCCUCCGUGUUCCAUCUCUACUUCGGCAUCUUCGUGGUGCUGCACUGGUGCGCCAUGGCCUUCUGGGUAAUCCACGGUGGCACCGACUUCUGCAUGUCCAAGUGGGAGGAGAUUCUGUUUAACAUGGUGGUGGGUGUGGUCUACGUGUUCUGCUGGUUCAACGUGAGGGAGGGUCGGACGCGCUACCGUAUGGUCACCUACUACACCGUGGUGCUACUGGAGAACGCCGUGCUCACCGCGCUCUGGUACGCCUACCGUGACCCCGCCACCACCGACGCCUACGCCGGCUCCGCCCUCUGCGGCGUCUUCUUGUGCUUCGCCUCGGGCGUGGCCUGCAUGGUGCUGUAUUACGGGGUGUUGCACCCCAUGGGCCCCGGGCUCCGGGUCCUGGCCUCCUCCUGCUGCGCUGAGCUGCUGUGGGGCCUCCCCUUGCCCCCCGAAGCCGAGCCCAUGGCCCCCACCCCGGGCCCCCGAGCCUCUCAAGCCACCCCAACACGGGCCUUUGCGGGGGAUUACAAUGGGCAGGAUGAUGAGGCUACGGACACCUGUCUGCCUGUGUUCCAGGUGAGGUCCACAGAGCCGAUGGACGCGGCCGGGAGACCCAUCCGGCCAGAGGGGCCCCUCAUCAAGAUAGAUAUGCCCAGAAAGCGCUACCCGGCCUGGGACGUACACUUUGUGGAUCGACGGCUCCGCAGGACCAUAAACGUGCUGCAGUACAUCAGCCCCAACGCGGCAGGCAUCAGGUAUAGGGAUGGGCCGCUCCUAUAUGAGCUACUGCAGUACGAGUCCUCUCUCUGAAGGAAUACUCUCUUUCCUUCUCCCCCACUCCCUCUCUCUCCCUCUCUCUCUCGUUCUGUUCUUCCUGGAUCUUCUCCUCUGCUAUAUCUGGUGCUCUCCC